AUGUCGAUGUCUCGCAACGGUUCUGAUGUCUACCUGUCUUAUUCGGCCGGGAAGAACGGCCAACCUGCCGAAAACGGUCCACGUGCUCGUAAACCGAAUACCUCUUUGGAUCACGAAGGAAUCUCUCUUGAACGCAUUCGUGAACUCAGAAAGCGGAGAGGAGGAGUGUUGUCUUCGUUAACGUCCAAGCGUCGAGAGAUCGAUAGUCUUUUAACGGAUGUAAAUAAUUUGGAGACGGUGAAAGUAAAGCUGUCGGAAAUCACGUCGCUAUUUCGAAGAUUUACCGAGGCUCAUGACGCGUAUAAUGUAGCUCUGGUUGAGGAAAGUCAGAGACAAGAAUCAGACCUCUAUUUCGCCGACAUUGAAAGCAGUUUAGAUUUUUUCUGCCGUACGGUCAAUGAUUGGUUACGUGUCACGGAAGCCAGGCUUCAAGAUAACCUGAUAACGCCUGACGACAGCGCUUCUCAAAUUGGGUCCGAGGUUCGUAGCAAGUCUAGACCAUCCAUGUGUGGAUCGAGAACGAGUCACUUUUCUAAAACGAGCUCCAUAUCUGCUGCAAGAGCCAAAGAGGCAGCUCGCAUCGCGGAACUUCGAGCGGAGGCACACGCUUUGAAACACCGCCAUUCGCUUCAGGAAUCGGAGCUACGCCUCAAGAGGCAAGAGUACGACCUGCAGUUGAAGAAAGAUGAAUUAAACCUCAAAACUGAGUACGCUAAAGCGGUGGCUAGAGAAGAAGCUUACGCUCAAGCUGAAGCGGGUAAUUUCGCGCCUAGCAACGUGGCCUCUAGGAAUCCUCGUUGUCCCGUUUCAGUCGUAUCCUCCAUCACUGAAAAGUCAAGGACUGGUGGUUCAAAACGUGAGUCAUUUGUACCUGCCGAUAAGAAAGAGAAAUUGUCUGUGAAGUCAAGUAACCCGGUUAAAGAUCAUAAGGGUGCUGUGAGUGAUUCAAGUUCAAGC
This is a messenger RNA of Pocillopora meandrina, 957 nucleotides long. NCBI's taxonomy places the organism in Eukaryota, Metazoa, Cnidaria, Anthozoa, Scleractinia, Pocilloporidae. The record is from the annotation of a GenBank genome assembly.